Cimex lectularius (bed bug) is the source of this 1936-nucleotide messenger RNA. RefSeq lists its product as uncharacterized. The record is from RefSeq and is a predicted model, not a curated record. Bases 872 to 1243 code for a protein of 123 amino acids. The transcript is spliced from 2 exons. NCBI's taxonomy places the organism in Eukaryota, Metazoa, Arthropoda, Insecta, Hemiptera, Cimicidae.
UUAACAUUCGCGGGUUUGACAUUUGCGGUUUUCACUAUUCGCGUAUGAAAAAAUGAGGUAAGAUUUAACAUUCACGGAAGGUCGGACUUGUGCAUUCGCGGAAAAAUAACACUUGAGUAAACAAAAAAAUUCUGACAGACAACAAUAUUCUUUGAAGAUGCCGAAUCGUUCAUUUCAAAAGCAGAAACAACAGCUCCAGGAUUUAAGGCGGCCAAAGAUCGUAUCAGCUUAUUACUUUGUGCAAUGCAUCUGGUGAUUGCAAGCUAAAGGCGACAUUGAUCUACAGAUCCCAAAACCCAAGAGCCCUUAAGGGAAAAAGUAAAGAUGAGCUCCCAGUUUUUUGGAGAUCAAACACCAAAGCAUGGGUGACUCUAGUUCCUUAUUCCAAAUAUGGUUUCAUUUCUCUUUUAUCAACGAAAUAAAAAAAUAUCUAGCUUCCCAAAAUCUGGAAUUUAAGGCUCUGCUUCUAAUUGACAACGCUCCUGGUCAUCCUUCAAGUUUAAUAGGAAGUCAUCCAAAUGUGGAAGUUAUUUUUUUGCCCCCAAAUACGACUUCGUUGAUACAACCUCUGGACCAAGGGGUUAUAGCAGCUUUCAAGGCAUAUUAUACCAAACACAGUUUUAAGCGAAUUUUAAAUUCCAUUGAGUGUAAUGCCGAAGAAACUGUGUCUAACUCAUGGCAGAAAUUUAACAUUGCGAAUUGCAUUGAAGACAUAGAUGCUUCUUGGCAGGAAAUGAAGCCAAGUACAAUCAACGCUUGCUGAAGAAAGCUAUGACCUCAAGUGGUUAAAAAAGAUAACGCUUUUCCACCACUUCAAGAUGAGAAAGAAAUCGUCCGCAUAGCGCACCAGAUUGUAGAAGGAUUUGAUGAUAUGAGAGCAGACGAAAUUGAUGAAUUGCUUAAUUCUCAUGAAAAAGAGUUAUCGGAUGAAGACCUGAUGCUGCAAAAAGAAGAGGACUCUAAGGAAUGUGAAGAAGUUGAACGUGAAGAUGAGAGUCGGGGUGGUGAAAAGAGCCCAAGUUUUUCUGCAAAACAGAUCAGAGAAAUUCUAACGAUAAGGGACCAACUUGUUCAAAAGACAAUGGAUUUGGACCCAUCAUUGAACCGAAGUUUACAAUUUAAAAGGGAUGUCGAGGCCGCUUCCAUUCCUUAUGUGGAAAUGCUGAAAGAACUGAAUUUUUGUGCGAAACAGCGAACUAUUAGCAGCUAUUUUCUUCCAUCCACGUCUAAAAAUACAAGUUAAACAUUUAAUUUUUAAUGUACAUAGAUAAGGAAAUGUUUUUGUACAAAUGUAUUUCAAAUAAAUUCUUUUGAUUUAAAACAUCACAAUUUUUUCAGUCAUGGAACAUAACCCUCCUUAAAACAUAGGAAAAUAGACUCAACAUUCGCGGAUUUAACAUUCACGAUAAUUUUCAGGAACCAAACCCCCGCGAAUGUUAAGGGAUUACUGUACGCCGAAUAUACUUGGAGAUGGGAGGAGCGGAACGAUUGGGAUCAACUGAUAAAGUUCGAAUGUGUUCCAUGUGCAGCGAUACACAACUUGAACCCGAAGGAGUAUUGGAGAGUUUCCACUGUGAAGGUAACAAUGAGAAUGCAAUCAACAUCUCCAAUUUUUCAAAGAAUGAUAGCUCUAGCGGAAAUUGUCAGAAAAAAAGCAGACGAACAACCAGACGUCCAAAGGAGGAAAUCUUCCGAGGUUAUAUCGAAAAUAAUACACAAUUAUGCCAUCUCAGCACCAGAAAGAAUAACAACGUGCAAUUUAUGGUAUAAAAAUCCUAUAACUCGUUUUAUAUCAAAAAGAGAAAAACAUAAAUGUUUGUAUUAAUAAUGUACAAUUUAUUUUAAACGGGUGGAGGUUUGAAGGUUUUAUGUCAUUUUAUCAUAAAAAUAAACACAUAUCUAAUUUAAUAUUUGAAGCGGAACAGGGGUUCUUAGA